AUGGCGCGAAAGUGCGACUGGGACCAAGCACUUCAGGACGCAAUUCAGUCCAUCAGCAUUAAGCCAUCAUUGGCAGGCCAUAUCUCCGAGGGCAUUGCCUUCUGUGGAAAAAGGCAGACCAUUGCGUUGUUCAAUGCAAAUGAACAUCAAGAGGCAAUACUUCGCAUCCGAGAGUUAGCUGCGUGUCCCUAUGUCAAUCCUGUCGCUUGUCAUAUCGUGGAAGCCUACCUACGCGUCCAACUGGGAAACAUUGCCUUGGAGGGCGCACGCCACAGCGAAGCUGUUGAACACUUCACUGCUGCUGUCAACGCUAGCAAUUUCUUUUACAAAUUGCCGAUUCAUUUGAUAUACGAUGAAUUUGUCGUGCUUUUUGGUUGGGACCUCAAGUCCUUAUGGCAAACCGCGAACCAGCAACAGUGUUGUGCAUUCGUUCGAGCAGGUAGUUUUGUAACAGCCAUCGAAUUGUAUCAGUCUAUCAUGGACAAGGUUGAUGAAGAUAUGAAGGCCGACUUACGUGCUUGGUUCGCUGCAGCAGCAGCCGGAGCGCAUGUGAAGGACCUUCAAGAGUUGGUGAAGCAUAGACAGGGACAUACCAUAGAUGAUUCGAUACGGAACUGGCGUAUCACAAUAAACUCACGAGCGUGCAUCAUCUACCUUCAGGAGUCGCUGGAAAGGGAUGGACUCUACAAGAGCUACUCUCCCCACGGCAUGAAAUCCUCUAAACCGGACAGGACGCUGCUCAACGACAAAAACGGUGAUGAAUCGUGA
Suillus plorans is the source of this 768-nucleotide messenger RNA. RefSeq lists its product as uncharacterized. The transcript has 7 exons. The coding region runs from base 1 to 768 and encodes 255 amino acids. Lineage: Eukaryota; Fungi; Basidiomycota; Agaricomycetes; Boletales; Suillaceae. Gene Ontology annotation, molecular function: protein binding. The record is from RefSeq and is a predicted model, not a curated record.